AUGUUCAUGCGACAACAACAGCUAGGAACCAAACUUGUCCAAAGCUCGAAUCUGCACCUGAAGAGUAGCGUCCUCGUCUCUUGCAGCAUUACAACUACACGACCCUUUUCCACGCCUGGACGACGGCAAAAUCAAGAGCACCCAAAGCUACAGCGCCCAGCUCCCAGCUACACCACCGGCGUGCGCCCGACCGCUUCGUGCACGCUUCCCCUUGCCCAGCAGCCCAAGACCGCUAGAUCUCGUCUACAUACCUCGGCGGCGUGCAGGAUGGCCUCGGACGACGCGUACGCCGCCUUCCUCGAGAAAGCGAACCAGGACGUCUCGGGCGGAGCGGGGGGCGAGGAGAUAACGGCUAGGUCGUCGUCGUCGGCGGACAAGAGGAUCCGGAUCCAGGAGCAGGAUGUCGUGGAGGUGCCGGCGAGUCUGCGGGGGAUCGAGGAGGUGUAUGUUAGCGAGAGUGAUGAGGGGUUCGAGGGGGUGGGGUUGGGUUGGGAGGGCGGGGAGGUUGAUGCCGAUUCCCUUCGUAAAGCGCUUUCUCUGUCGUCGGAUACGGAUGUGUCUAGUCUGAGUGAGAAGGAGUUCGAUCCCCGGGGCAACUAUACGUCUGUCAUUGAUAAGGUGAAGAGAGCGGGGAAUGGGAGCGUGAAGAUUUUUAGGAUCGAGUUGGAUGCGACGAGGGCGGAGAUUUGGGUGCUGAGUGUGGAUGAGAAGGGGAAGAGGCUUGUUGGGGUGAGGACGUUGAGUGUGGAAACGUGA
Molecule: messenger RNA, 756 nt
Organism: Westerdykella ornata
Lineage: Eukaryota; Fungi; Ascomycota; Dothideomycetes; Pleosporales; Sporormiaceae
Exons: 2
Coding region: 1-756 (251 amino acids)
Source: RefSeq, a predicted model, not a curated record